Messenger RNA from Acanthosepion pharaonis, 468 nucleotides. The record is from the annotation of a GenBank genome assembly. NCBI's taxonomy places the organism in Eukaryota, Metazoa, Mollusca, Cephalopoda, Sepiida, Sepiidae.
AUGAAAAGAGUGCUUACCUGCCUGACUAUCUAUCUAUCUAUCUAUCUAUCUAUCUAUCUAUCUAUCUAUCUCAGCACUAAACUUAAACUUAUUGAACAAUUUAUUGGAUUCCUAUCUAUCUAUCUAUCUAUCUAUCUAUCUAUCUAUCUAUCACAGUCAACCCAUAUCUAUCUAUAUAUCUAUCUAUCUAUCUAUCUAUGGCAGUCAACCCACAUCUAUCUAUCUAUCUAUCUAUCUAUCUAUCUAUCUAUCACGGUCAACCCAUAUCUAUGUAUCUAUCUAUCUAUCGCAAUCAAUCCACAUCUAUCUAUCUAUCUAUCUAUCUAUCUAUCUAUCUAUCUAUCUAUCUAUCACAAUCAACCCACAUCUAUCUAUCUAUCUAUCUAUCUAUCUAUCACCGUCAACUCAUAUCAAUCUAUCUAUAUAUCUAUGUUUCAUUCAUUGACUCACUUGUCGAUUUUGUCGUGA